UUGGAAAUCAUGCAAAACCAAAGCUUUGUAACUGAAUUCAUCUUUGCCGGGCUUUCACAGAAUCCUACUGUUCAGAAAAUAGUCUUUGUUGUGUUUUUGUUGGUCUACAUUGCAACUAUUGCAGGCAACAUGCUGAUUGUAGUGACCAUCCUCUGUAGCCCUUCAUUGCUGGGCUGCCCCAUGUACUUCUUCUUGGCUGUCCUAUCAUUACAGGAUGCAUGCUUCUCCUCUUCCAUCAAACCAAAAAUGAUAGCAGACUCCCUAUGUAAGCAGAAAACCAUUUCUUAUAAAGGAUGCAUGAUUCAACUUUUUGCUGAACACUUAUUUGGUGGGGCAGAGAUGAUUAUCCUCACAGCCAUGGCCUAUGACCGCUAUGUGGCCAUUUGCAAGCCUUUGCACUACUCUGCCAUAAUGAACUGGAGGCUCUGUGGCAUUCUGGUGGGGGUGUCCUGGGAAGGGGGCUUCUUGCAUUCCAUCAUACAAAUUCUCUUUACUUUGCAGCUGCCCUUCUGUGGGCCUAAUAUCAUUGAUCAUUUCUUGUGUGAGUUGUACCCAUUGUUGAAGCUGGCCUGUACUGAUACUUACAUCUUUGACCUUUUGGUGAUCACCAAGAGUGGGUUAAUCUGCAUCAUCAAUUUUUGCUUGUUGCUGGUCUCCUAUGGCGUCAUCUUGUUCUCCCUGAGAAAACACAGUGCUGAGGGGCGGAGGAAAGCUCUGUCCACCUGUGGAUCUCACAUUGCUGUUAUGGUUUUGUUCUUUGUCCCAUGCAUAUUUAUAUAUGCACGACCUUCAUCUUCCUUUCCCUUUGAGAAAGAAGUAGAGAUAGUUUACACCAUUCUGACUCCCUUGCUCAAUCCUUUGGUUUAUACAUUGAGGAAUAAGGAAGUGAAAAAUGCCAUUAAGAAAGUAUGGAAGAGAUUGGUGGUGGGUUUUACGGGAAAAUAA
Molecule: messenger RNA, 945 nt
Organism: Marmota flaviventris (yellow-bellied marmot)
Lineage: Eukaryota; Metazoa; Chordata; Mammalia; Rodentia; Sciuridae
Source: RefSeq, a predicted model, not a curated record